This is a messenger RNA of Acromyrmex echinatior (Panamanian leafcutter ant), 1633 nucleotides long. RefSeq names its product glyoxylate reductase/hydroxypyruvate reductase. Gene Ontology annotation, molecular function: hydroxypyruvate reductase (NADH) activity; NAD binding; glyoxylate reductase (NADPH) activity. The record is from RefSeq and is a predicted model, not a curated record. NCBI's taxonomy places the organism in Eukaryota, Metazoa, Arthropoda, Insecta, Hymenoptera, Formicidae. Gene Ontology annotation, cellular component: cytosol.
CAUGAAAAUAAACAGUGGAAGUCUACAUCUCGUUGCGUUUACUGUUUGUCAAAUCUCAUCCAACGAUUGGAAAAUUGCGGCGUGAUGUGUCAAUGAAUGAUCCUUCAAACUAAAAUUACAGGACUUUUCGCACUAAUUUCUGUUUCAUUGUAAGAAAAAUAUUUAGAAAUUACUGUGAUGAGUUUACCGGCUCUACCACGUGUUUUGGUGACGAGCAAUGAUGUUCCUGCUCCCGGUAUCGAUUUGCUUCACACAAAAUGUAACGUCACUAUUAUACCAGCAGGCAUAAGCACUCGAGAACAAGUGUUGCAAGCUCUUCCUGGACAUGAUGCUGUAUUUCUCGCUAGUCAUCAUAUUGUCAACAACGAGUUCCUCGAUGUUGCCGGACCAAAUUUAAAAGUCGUGUCGACAAUGUCGGCCGGAUACGAUCAUUUAGAUGUUCCAGAAAUUAAAAGGAGAGGAAUCAAAGUCGGGCACACACCGAUGGUACUAUCCGCUGCAGUGGCAGAAAUUGCGGUGCUCUUAAUAUUAUCCGCGGCAAGACGCGCCCAUGAGGGUCGCAUGAAACUGGAAGAAGGUGAGCCAAGAUUGGGACCACAAUGGAUGCUGGGACAAGAUUUACGAGGUUCUACAGUUGGCAUCUUCGGCCUGGGAAAUAUUGGCCAAGCAAUAGUUAAACGAUUAAUGGGGUUCGAAGUAGGGCGUUUCAUUUAUACCGGACAUUCGCGCAAGAAAGCAGGUGAUGAACUUGGGGCAACGUUUGUAUCUCUGGAUGAGCUUCUAAAACAGAGUGAUUUUAUCGUAAUCUCAGCAACUCUAAAUAACGAAACUCGAGGACUUUUUGAUGACAAAACUUUUGAUAAGAUGAAGAAAACAGCCAUCUUCGUAAAUGUGUCUCGUGGUCAAAUUGUCAAUACCAAUUCACUUGUGAAAGCUCUUCGUAAUAAGAAGAUAUUCGCUGCCGGAUUAGACGUUACCGAACCAGAACCAGUACCACCGGAACAUGAACUUUUAAAACUACCUAAUGUCGCAAUUACGCCACAUAUAGGUAGCGCGACAAUCAAGACCCGUAACGAUAUGUCGAUAAUCGCUGCGCAAAACAUUCUUAAUGGCCUUGAGAAUAAGCCUUUGGUUUAUUCUUUAUAGCAGCUCAUUUUUCUUGUGUUGUGCAUUUCUUACAUUAAUUAAUUAAUUAAUUAAAAAAUAUUACUAAAAAUGUAUGAUCAUUCAUGAUGUAACAAGAUCCUCUUUGAUUCUUCAAAUUACACAAAUAUAAUCACUCGGCAAAUCCUAAUCUCAAUUUAAUUAUUUUUAUACAAUCAAAAUUAAUUUAUUCAUUAAAUUUUAUUAUUCAUUAAACUGUACUGAUUAAAGCUCCUGACUAGUCGCCGCGGUCAUAUUGGAUCGUGAUGUCAAGUGAGAAAUGAUACGUUGAAAUUUCUUACCUUUUUUUUAUAAAUAGAGAAUUUGGAUAAAACAAAAUUAUGAGACUGUUUUUUUUAAAAAUGGAUUGUAGCUAGUCAGAAGCUUCGAUCCUUAAGUAAGUGCAGGGUGGGGGUUACAGCCACUGCUUCUUUUCUUCUCCUGGAUGGAUUCCAGUUUUAAAAGGAGUCACAGUAUCAUGAAUAAAAAA